CAUACUUUCAUUUCCUAAAAAUUACACCAAACUAGUCGAUAGUCCAACAAUACUACUAGAGAAAGAGAGUAGCUACCUCCGAAAUGGCUAUGGCGAUGGUCCGAUCUGGUCUUCUCCGAACCGCUCUGCGUGGUGGCUCUCGACCCUCUGCUCCUCCCAAGCGCAACUUCGCCUCCUCUGCUCACCACGACGAUGCCUAUGAGACGGCAAAAUGGGAAAAGAUAACAUUUGCAGGCAUUGCUACCUGCACCAUUUUAGCAAUUUAUAACCUAUCAAGGGGCCAUCCCCACUUCGACGAGCCUCCUCCAUACCCAUAUUUACACAUUCGCAACAAGGAGUUUCCAUGGGGUCCUAAUGGGCUUUUUGAGGUGAAGCACGAGCACCACUAAGGCAUUGAGUCCAUAGCUACCAAGUGUUGCACAUUCUUUCCAUCCUGUCAGAUUCUAUCGUACUACCUUUGGAUGUUGAUGAUCAGACUUUCUUUUUUGCAUUAUGGAUUCUGGUCUAAUACUUGCAAGUGGCAAGUUGUUUAGUACUUGUUUUGUGUUUUCUUUUUCCCAUACUUUCAGCUAAAUAAAAUUGAUGAUAGUCUGGAUGAUUCACUUUCCAGCUGAUUGAUUUUAA
Molecule: messenger RNA, 624 nt
Organism: Quercus robur (English oak)
Lineage: Eukaryota; Viridiplantae; Streptophyta; Magnoliopsida; Fagales; Fagaceae
Product: cytochrome c oxidase subunit 6a, mitochondrial
Exons: 4
Coding region: 84-389 (101 amino acids)
Biological process (GO): mitochondrial electron transport, cytochrome c to oxygen
Cellular component (GO): mitochondrial inner membrane
Molecular function (GO): enzyme regulator activity
Source: RefSeq, a predicted model, not a curated record